Lactuca sativa (garden lettuce) is the source of this 468-nucleotide messenger RNA. Lineage: Eukaryota; Viridiplantae; Streptophyta; Magnoliopsida; Asterales; Asteraceae. The record is from RefSeq and is a predicted model, not a curated record.
AUGAACAAACACGGUAAAGAGGUUGAUCAGAAGCAAAUGAGAAACCACUUUGACUACUACAAAUCAAAGUAUGUUGCUUGGGUGAAACUGAAAAACAAAACCGGCAAUAUAUAUGACCCUAUAAAAAAUAAAUUUAACCUGACUGAUGAACAAUGGAAGAAAGAGGGGAAGUUGAACAAGUUCGUGUUGUCAUUGAAAACUAAACCCCUGCUGUUUCCUGAACUUUGCUCCCAACUAUUUGAAGGGUCGACCUCAACCGGCUUUCAAAGUUGGGGGCCAUCUUCUACACUCCUUCGUCCUGUAGAAGAGUUUAGUGCUCAUGAUUUUGAUGAUGAUGUUCCAAUGGAAACCUCAACACAACACAUAGGUGCAAGUGAAGAAUCUUUAGGGCGUUCAAAAAAUACGGAAGUUGGUGGAAACAAAAAAGUUGGUGGGAAAAAAAAGAGAUGCAAGGGCAUUAGAAGUUAA